AUGACGGUACCCGAGAUGCUCCAGCGGGCGAGCCAGUUCGUCGCCGCAGAGACAUGGAUGGCCGGGAAGCGCGAAGAGCACAAAAGGGUCAAGCCGGAGCCGCCCCGGCAGCAGCAACCCGCUGCGUCUCGACGUCGGUUAGACAGAUCCGACCCGCCAGCAUCGAGGCCCCCUCUCCCCGCCUUAAACUCGUCCCGAACGGAAAUAUUCCUCCACAUAAGGGAGAAGGGACUGCUCAAAGAGCCUUACCCGAUGAGGAGUCCGCGGGCGCUGGCGGACCAAUCGAAGUACUGUCGCUUCCACCGGCAACAUGGGCAUGACACUGAACAGUGUCGGGAGUUGAAAAGGCAAAUUGAGGAGCUCAUUCAUAGGGGACACCUCGGCCAGUACCUUCGGCUGGACAAGGAACUUUCACCACGCCCGGAGGGUCCUAUCAAACGACACAUCGACGUAAUAGCUGGCGGCCCCGCAUCUGGCGAGGAUUCUAUGACCAGAAGAAAGGCGUACGCCAGAGCCGCUCCGGCCGAAGCUCCCAAGCACGGGCCCGAGCCUAAUAUCACCUUCCUGGCCGGGACAUCCGAACAAACCGAGCACGACGAUGCGCUCGUGAUAUUGGCCAGAAUAGCCAAUGCACAAGUAAGGAGGAUCAUGGUCGAUACCGGGAGCUCGGCCGACAUACUCUACUUCGACGCCUUCCAAAAGCUCGGCUUAUCCGGAGACAACAUGAAGCCGAUAUUCUCGGCACUCACCGGAUUCACCGGUGAUUCAAUCUCGCCGCUAGGGGCGAUCACUUUACCCUUGACCCUGGGAGCCCCGCCGAGGUCGAAGACAAUGAUGACCACCUUCCUGGUAAUCGACCUCCCCGCUGCAUACAACGCCAUUCUCGGCCGGCCGACCCUCAACAAAAUCAGAGCCAUCGUCUCAACCUACUACCAGACUGUGAAGUUCCCGACCCACGCUGGGACCGGAGAGGUCGUAGGAAGUCCCCGAGAAUCCAAGCGCUGCUACCUGACCGCCGUUUCAUUACACAAGAGGGCCAGGAUCGAACCACCGUUGGCGGACCUCCAAGAGGCGAAGAAGCCAGCCUCCCAUCCUGAGCCGAGGGGGUCCACCAUCGACGUGCCGCUGCUACAGGAUCGGCCGGAGCAAACGGUUAAGAUCGGGUCGGAGCUACCCGAGCAAGAACGAAGACAGCUCGUCGGCCUCCUACAGAAGAAUGCCGACGUCUUCGCUUGGUCGCCCUCUAACAUGACGGGCGUCGACCCGGAGGUAGCGCAGCAUCACCUCAAUAUCUCACCCGACGCCCGCCCGGUAAAACAAAAACCUAGACGGCAGGCCCCUGAUCGGCAGUUGGCCAUACGGGAAGAAGUGGGCCGACUUCUGGCGUCGGACUUCAUAGAAGAAGCUAGAUACCCACAAUGGCUAUCCAAUGUAGUCCUCGUCAAGAAAGCUAAUGGAAGCUGGAGGAUGUGCGUUGAUUACACCAGUCUCAACAAUGCAUGCCCGAAGGAUUGCUAUCCCCUUCCAAAAGUCGACCAGUUGGUCGACGCUACGGCCGGACACACCCGCCUCUUGUUUAUGGACGCCUUCUCGGGAUACAACCAGAUCAGAAUGAGAACCGUAAACAAGAUGUUCGCCCACCAGAUCGGGCGGAACAUGGAAGUUUACGUCGACGACAUGAUUGUCAAAAGCCAAGAGGCGGGAGCCCACCUGGCUGAUCUGGCCGAGGUGUUCGCCACGCUGCGCAAGUACGACAUGAGGCUCAACCCCGCGAAGUGCGCCUUCGGCGUUACCUCGGGAAAGUUCCUCGGGUUCAUCAUACACGAAAGAGGAAUUGACGCCAACCCGAAGAAAGUCCAGGCGAUCAUCAAUAUGCAGUCACCUCAGAUGAUCAAAGACCUACAAUGCCUUAAUGGGAGGCUUGUCGCCAUGUCCCGUUUCCUUGCCCGAUCAGGUGAUCGCUGCCUCCCCUUCUUCAGAGCAUUGAAGAACCCGAAAAAUUUUCAGUGGACGGAAGAAUGCGAGGAAGCCCUCAAGCAAAUGAAGCAACACUUGGCCAACCUCCCCCGACUUGCCUCAGUCUCUCCGGGGGAGAAGCUAGGCAUCUACAUGGUUGCCUCCCAGCACGCAGUCAGUUCCGUCCUGGUCAAGGAAAAUUUCGGCGAACAGCUUCCAGUCUACUAUGCCAGCCACGUCUUGAAUGGGCCCGAAGAACGAUACCCACCAAUCGAGAAGCUGGCACUUGCGCUCGUGCUGUCUGCCCGGAAGCUACGCCCCUACUUCCAGGCUCAUCCGGUGGAGGUCAUUACUGACCAGCCGCUUCGGCAGAUCUUGUCUAAAUUUGAUGUUGCAGGACGUCUUCUCAAAUGGGCGGUGGAGCUCGGCGAGCAUGACAUACAAUACGUGCCCAGGACCGCUAUCAAAGCCCAGUCCGUGGCCGACUUUAUCGCAGAAUUAACCCAAAUCGGGGACGAAGGUCUCGAACAACCUCCCGAGGCCUGGGUCCUGCACGUCGACGGAUCAGCCAACUCAAAAGGCACCGGCCCGGGGCUGGUGUUGCAAGCUCCCGAUGGGCGGUCGUUCGAGCGUUCCCUCCGCUUCGGGUUCUAG
Musa acuminata AAA Group (dessert banana) is the source of this 2610-nucleotide messenger RNA. RefSeq lists its product as uncharacterized. The coding region runs from base 1 to 2610 and encodes 869 amino acids. NCBI's taxonomy places the organism in Eukaryota, Viridiplantae, Streptophyta, Magnoliopsida, Zingiberales, Musaceae. The transcript has 2 exons. The record is from RefSeq and is a predicted model, not a curated record.